AUGAUGUCGGUCAUCGUGCGCGUGGCCGGCCUGUUCGGACUGAUGGUGUCGGAGCCAAAGACGGAGAUCAUGUGCAUGCUGCCGAAAGGGAUCGAGGAACGCCCGUUCACGGUCAGCGCCGCCGGCCAGACGUACAAGCAGACAGAUCGGUUUGUGUACCUCGGACGUACCAUCUCCGCGGACGGGAAGGCCGACCGGGAGAUCACGAGCCGCAGCUGCCGAGCGUGGAAGUGCUACCGCCGGAACAGUGCUUCGAUGUACGACAGGCGACGGGCCAACCGCCAGCUCAAGAUCCGGCUACUCCAGGCUGAAGUGGUGGAGACUCUCCUGUAUGGGUGCGCCUCGUGGAGCCUAACAGCGGAGCACUACACGAAGCUCAAUGGGACCCACCGCCAGUUCCUCACACGGUGCAUCGGCUGGAGCAAGCGGAAACGCUCAGACCGCCCCCUGUCCUAUGCCCAGGCCCUCAUCCAGGCAGGCUGCGAGGAAACCAUCGAGGCCACCGUGCGCAAACGGAGACUGUGUUUCGCGGGCUUCGUUAUGCGCAUGGAGGACAACCGCCUCCCCAAGCGCAUGCUGUUAGGAGCGAUGGCGGGGGGCGUGGGAUACCGGGGCGGGCAGGAGAGCGACUGGGUGUCUCGUCUAGGAGAGGACCUCGUGGCCUUCAACAUGGGAGACGAAAAGGAAGGGGGGAAAUGGAAAGAGAGCGCCAAGAACUCGGAGGUGUGGUACAACAAGGUCGAGGACGGGGCGGCAUGGUUCAUGAGGAAAUGGCACAGGCAGGAGGCGGAAGCGUCCGCGAAGCGCCAGCGCGCGAGGGAAGCAGAAGCAUAGAGUACGACCAUCUCAGGACCGAAGAGAAAGAUAGCCGGGGAAGCGGCGGUGGGGGGGAGGAAAUGGCGACCGGGCACUGCUGUAGAAGCGAGUAGGGCGGCCGAGGCAGCACUUGUGGCAAACUACGUACCCGGCUGAUGUUAUUGCGCCCUGUUUCCCUCCCUGCUGUAUGCUAUACUCCAUUAUGUAUGUCCGUUGUAUUGCCUUCGACCUCUGUGCUCUGUUUCUUUUUUUCAUGACCUCCCUGCCUACUCUGCUGUAUUGGGUACCUUGAUCUCGCUUUGCUGUUGCCUUUGUUUUUUUACGUCUGGCUGUCUGCCCAUCUGCCGCCUCUUUGUCCUGUUUGCUCAGUUACUCUCAUGCCCUGGUGCGUAGUGCCUGGUGCUGGUACGUUACCCUUUGAUUUUUUCUUUGGGCGGGUGUGGGAAGCGUCCUCCUUUGUUUUUGUUAUUGUUUUAUUUCUGAUCGAUUUCCGAGGGCUCUUUUCUCGAACGGUCGGUGCGGUACCUGUUCUUUUCUAUCAUUUUGUUUUAUUUUUCCGAAUGGUUUGUACCCUAUUUUUGUUUUCUUUCCCCGCGGCGUCGUAUGGUCCAUCCCGGCCGGAUUUUCCACAAUUCCAUCUGGCACUUAGGUGCACUUUUCUCUGGACACAGCUGGUUGUUCCGAAAUCUGAAAGUACCGGCAAACGCCCUGUUUCCAGGCGCAUCUCCCUAUGGAAAGCGAUUUUUAUUUUUUUCCUCCGUUGCGGCGAUUUUCCAAAUAACCCGAAAAUCUUGCUUAGUUUUUCCUGGUGUGUGUUUUUUUCAGAGCACAAUUCUGAGACCGGAUUCGGACAGCUCUCGAAAAUCCCCAGGGGAACUUUCAAUCCGACUUCGAUUCGAGUAAAAAAUCAACGAGUUAUCGAGCAAAAACCGGAUUUUAGGUGUCAUUUUGCUUAGUUUUUACCGUGACAUCCAACCGUACGAUUUCAAAAUAGACCGCGGCAAUCGAUUCUUCUCGACAAUCCCCAGGGGAACCUUCUUUCCGAUUCCCGAAAAAAAAUCCCGUUCGCGAGAUAUUUGUAAUUUUGCGACGUGGCUCUGCUGGCUGAGAGGAUUUUUUUCCCCGGGCACACAAACCCACAGAACAAACUUGUGCGCGGGGCGCAAUCCACCCCCACACAACCUGCAACGGCGCUCAGCACCCGAAACUCUGAUGGGUCGGCUGAAAAAGCGCGGCCGCCGAUUUCAAAGGGGGAGCAAAGGCCACUUCCAGCGGCGUGAACCUUCUCNUUCCCGAAAAAAAAUCCCGUUCGCGAGAUAUUUGUAAUUUUGCGACGUGGCUCUGCUGGCUGAGAGGAUUUUUUUCCCCGGGCACACAAACCCACCGAACAAACUUGUGCGCGGGGCGCAUCCACCCCCACACAACCUGCAACGGCGCUCAGCACCCGAAACUCUGAUGGGUCGGCUGAAAAAGCGCGGCCGCCGAUUUCAAAGGGGGAGCAAAGGCCACUUCCAGCGGCGUGAACCUUCUCCAAGCCCGCCACCACCACCCGAAAACAACACCAGUCCUGUGGCGCCACCACCCGAAAUCGAUGACGACGAAGACAACAACGAGGACAACGAGGAUUCGCGCGACGAGGACUGGCGCGACGAGAGCGCUG
Ectocarpus sp. CCAP 1310/34 is the source of this 2476-nucleotide messenger RNA. NCBI's taxonomy places the organism in Eukaryota, Phaeophyceae, Ectocarpales, Ectocarpaceae. The record is from the annotation of a GenBank genome assembly.